Molecule: messenger RNA, 990 nt
Organism: Penicillium robsamsonii
Lineage: Eukaryota; Fungi; Ascomycota; Eurotiomycetes; Eurotiales; Aspergillaceae
Product: autophagy-related protein 27
Exons: 3
Coding region: 1-990 (329 amino acids)
Source: RefSeq, a predicted model, not a curated record
AUGCGAAUACAAUCAAACGGAGUUUCGCUCCUCCUCUCCAUCCUACCAAGCCUGGCAUCUGCAACUGCGUCAGGCUUCGACUGCGCGGACAUCAAGAUCGACAAUUACAAAUACGAUCUCAGUCCCCUAAAAGGCGUCCACGAGUUGACUGACAGCGUCACGACCGAUGACUACGUGACAAAUACGACCUACCGAUUGAAUAUCUGCAAUGUUCUCGAGGGCGCUGCGCGGUAUGACGGUGCGACGUGCGGAACUGGCAAAAACGCUUGCGGAUUCGUGCACCGAACACCGAAGGACGGAAAUGGCGGUUCUACGUUUGGUUUCUCGAUCGUCGGGCUUGACCCUGCUGGCAAAGACCCGAAGAACCCAGAACCGAAGCGAUUGAAGGAUAUCGACCCAGAGACCGAGGGACUGCGCGUGAAACUGGAAGGUGGCGCAUACAAGGCAGAUCUCAAUGACCAGAAGUUCAAGAAGGCAGCUGCUAUCAUUGACUUCCAGUGCGACCAUGAGCGAUCUGGACUGGAGGGUCUGCAUACGAUUGCAGAGGAUUCGGAGAAGGAGCGACAACGGCGAGCGGACGGCGAGGAAGUCGGUGCUGUGCCGUCGGGAAACGGCACAUCGGGAAACAAUAACAGCAGCAGUCUGCAGUUCAAGAGCUUUGCUCCGUCGGAUGAUGAUACCUACAUUCUGAGACUGGAUUGGCGCACAAAGUACGCCUGCGAUGAGUUCGAGAAGGAGAAGGGCGAUACUCCUGGCUCUAAGAGCUGGGGUUUCUUUACCUGGUUGCUCAUCAUUGCCUUCCUCUGCAUCGCCGCAUACCUCAUCUUCGGUUCCUGGCUCAACUACAACCGUUACGGUGCCCGUGGCUGGGACCUCCUCCCCCACGGCGACACCAUCCGCGACAUCCCAUACCUCUUCCAGGACUGGCUCCGUCGUGUGGUCAAUACUCUGCAAGGAGCGGGCUCGCGGGGUGGCUACAGUGCGGUAUGA